UUUAUCGAUGAUCGAUUAAGCUAGUGACUCCAACUCUCGAGGUACUCGAGUAUCUAUAGAUCCAUUCUCGCAGUGCUUCAUGUCUCAUUCUGCUAGAGGCACUGCAGCGCGUGUCAUGCGUUCUUUUAACCUCUCGCAACAUGCGUAUUGAAACGUGUUAUUUUUGCUCGUCCCGGAUAUAUCCGGGACAUGGAAUUGAGUUCGUGAGGAAUGAUUCCAAGCUAUUCAGGUUUUGUCGCGCAAAGUGUCACGCCGCGUUUAAGAAAAAGAAGAACCCCAGGAAGGUCAAAUGGACGAAGGCGUACAGGAAGACAGUUGGCAAGGAAUUGGCAAUCGAUCCAUCAUUCGAGUUCGAGAAGAGGAGAAACAUACCCGUGAAAUAUAACAGAGAACUAUGGGGCAAAACGAUCGAGGCGAUAAAGAAGAUAGAAACCAUCAAACAGAAGCGACAGAAUCUACACAUUAUGCAGCGGUUGUACAAGGGAAGAGAAUUGGAACAGGAGAAGGAUAUCAAGGAGGUACGACGCAAUAUGUCCCUCAUCCGCUCGCCAGCUGCUGGUCUCAAGGAGAGGAAAGCACAGGAAGAGCAGGAAGAACAAGAACAGAUGAACGUGGAGCUCGAGAUGGAAACGGAACAAAUGGUGGCAAACUAGAUUUCAACGAUGCGUUUUUCUUUCGAUAUCAAAUUCAAAAAAUAGAAUAUUGUUCUGAAAAAAUCCUGUUAUCUCCUUUCCAUCUCAUUUACCUGAAAAUGCAUGCUUCGCAAUUUCUACGAGAUUUCUACAGAUGGAGCCAUGGAGCCAUAGAGCUAAGCUAAUCACAUGGAAAGUAAGAUGCAAUAAAUAUUUAUUCAUUAAA
This is a messenger RNA of Ooceraea biroi (clonal raider ant), 858 nucleotides long. RefSeq names its product ribosomal protein L24-like (gene RpL24-like). The record is from RefSeq and is a predicted model, not a curated record. NCBI's taxonomy places the organism in Eukaryota, Metazoa, Arthropoda, Insecta, Hymenoptera, Formicidae. Gene Ontology annotation, molecular function: structural constituent of ribosome. Gene Ontology annotation, biological process: ribosomal large subunit biogenesis. Gene Ontology annotation, cellular component: nucleolus.